AUGGUCAAGAUCAAGUACUGUCUCGUCGUCGUCGCGAUCGGUCUCGCCUCCGCUUCGGCUGCUGCAAUCGUCAAAGGCGAUGCGCAGGGCGCGAUCGUUGUCAAGCGCGAUAGUGACCUUGCUCAUCGCGACAAUGCUGGUCUGACCGGCGAUAACCCCAUGUCUACGAGUGACCAGCCUAUGCAUCCGUCGGGAUCGGGCAAUGGCGGUUCCGGGAAUCCUGCGGACACUGACGAUGCUGCUUCACGCUCUGGUGAUGGCGACUCGAGCCGUCGUAACAGGAUCGUCGGUGAUCGAACUGUUCCCAGUAGCGGCGAUGACAAGACCAAGCUCAACGGCAAGAGCACCGCUACUGGUGAUUCCACAAGCGCGUCUUCCGACAGUGACGUUGAUGUGGCGGGCACGCAAGAGCAGCUCAAGCAGGUGCUAUUUGCGGAUGCAGACCGACAGACAGCCGAGUUUUUCGCCACUCAUGGCCACUGUACGGGGCCCGACACACGUACGUGCAAGUCGCAAUCGUGUCUGCUCUCGGACCGCGGCUGUAUUGCGUACAGCGCAGACGAGCAGCACGAAAUCGACCAACAGGCGCGCGGUAUGCUGUACAAGGUCGCCAUCACGGGCAAGUGUCAUCCUGGCGACGGCGCGUUCUGCAACCGCCUCGGCUACUGCGAUCACUUUGACGUGCGCGCUGGCGACAAGUGCGGCUUCCUGUCCGAGAACGAGUAUCCGAAAUUGAUCUCGCUCCUUCGACCGCAACCGGAUGGCUCGUUCGAUUUCGUCUCGGACCAAGACUCGGAUGAUCAGCAGAAGAAACCAGCACACGUUCAGCUCGUCACUCGCGCGCUCUCGUCCAACGACAACGACGACGCGCGUGCAACUGGCAGCAAGGCCGACUCGUUGACGCAACAGCAAGUGUUUCAGACCGCGCAUGAAAUCGCUGUGGAACUCGUCACCCAGAGUUCGGCCACUGACGGUAUCUGCCACCACGAAUCGGCGACGUGCCAGAACAGCACAUGCAAGCUCGGCACGUCGGGCUGCUCGGCGCUCACGCCUGAGGAAAAGGACGAGUUCGAGCAGAACAUUACCGAGCUCAUGAUCGAGCUGCUUUCGACGGGCACGUGUCGACGCGGAUCCGAGGGUUGUGACGAGAGCGGACGGUGCGCCAUGUGGAACAAGCGUGGCGAACGCAUUAGAUCGUGCAGGGAGCCUACGAUGGAGCAGAUGGAGCAGAUGAUGGACCAGAUGUUCGCGAGCGAUGGAGAGCAGACGUCUUCCCAGUCUGAGGACCGAAGCGGUAGUGCGGAAUCUGGCGAGCAGACGAGCGAUGCGAAGCGCACUCAAGCCACCGACGAGAGCACGUCAAGCCACGCCAACCGCAUCGUCAAGCGCUCAGACGUGCAAAUGCUCGUCAAGCGCAUCAACCCUCUGUUUCAGCAAGGCGGUCACGGCCCCGUCAUGCCUUCGUCACCCCCGUUCGACGACACCCCGGACCAACAACGCUCGGACGACUACUUGACAGUCCCCGUCUCGUCGCUCGAGUACGACGUCCCCGCGCCCACGCGUCGCCAAGUGCGCGAAUUCAUGAAGUUGUGCAAACAGCUCUCUGAAAACCCGGACCAACUUGAAGAAAUCGCGUUUGCCGCCGACGUCCACGACCAGACCAGCAUCCAGAAACUGCGCGAGCGCUUCGCCUUCCUCGCUACCAACAAGCGCCAAGCCAUCCUAGCGCUCAAGCAGGCCAAGCUCGCACAGAUGCUCGGCGAGAGCAAGCAGACCAACCACAAGGCCGACGACGACCUCUCCGGUGGCCUCGCCGCCGCCACAACCGCCGCCACAGCUGCCGACCACAAGCACGACAACGUCCAGAACGCUCCCACUAACUAG
This is a messenger RNA of Mycosarcoma maydis (corn smut), 1884 nucleotides long. RefSeq lists its product as uncharacterized. The record is from RefSeq and is a predicted model, not a curated record. Lineage: Eukaryota; Fungi; Basidiomycota; Ustilaginomycetes; Ustilaginales. Bases 1 to 1884 code for a protein of 627 amino acids. The transcript is spliced from 2 exons.